This is a messenger RNA of Owenia fusiformis, 2728 nucleotides long. The record is from the annotation of a GenBank genome assembly. NCBI's taxonomy places the organism in Eukaryota, Metazoa, Annelida, Polychaeta, Sabellida, Oweniidae.
ACACGAUCCACCUAUAGCUAUAUAUAGCUAGACAGGUGAGGUAAUUUCAUUUGGCUUCCUUCUUACGACCGAUGUGAAGAACAUUAUUAUGAUUUUAUAACAAACAUAAUUAACACUUCGUGUUCAGUUUGGAAUUGAAGUUGUCUUGAUUUAAACGUGCUAUCAAAAAUCAGAAAGUGAAAGUGAAGGAUGAUGAGGGUGGCAAAGAUACAAUUCGGCGCACUGUCAUGCCUCGCAGUUCUAUUGAAUCUGUCCAGUUUAGCGCAUUGUACAAGCUCUGAUGUGAAAAGAUUAAAUGGCGAUGGGAUUCCAAUAGCUAAUGGCACGUGUGAUCUAAUAUCUUGUGGCAACUUUACUGAUGGUUGUAUUUUCCUUUGUCAGCGAGUUGACUUAACAAAUGGACUUCCGAAGCUUCCUGGAAAUGUGACUGAUGUAAUAAUUGACUCCUGUCAUAUGCCAGUCGUUGCAAAAUAUCCGCAUGGUUUGCUACCAUUGCUGAGGAGUAUAGAAAUAACGUAUUCUAACGUGAGAACAGUUUCGAAUGAUGCAUUCAGUAUAAUGUCGAACCUAGAAACAGUGAUAAUUACAGGCAAUUUGCUAAAAUCAAUUCCACCAAACAUAUUUUGGCUGCCUUUGUUAAAGCAUGUGGAUUUAUCCAACAAUCUUAUCAAGGACAUAAGCUUCCCCGAUAACAUUACUGUAAGAGGCAGAGAUAUAUCUAUAAACUUGUCAAAUAAUACAAUCACAGGUAUAUUGAAAGGAACAUUCUACGAAUUCACAUAUUUCGACGCAGUUUCGUUAUUUCUGGCUAGAAACUAUAUUACCAAUAUUAGUCGUCAUACAUUUGAUGGCAUCAGGCGUUUUAACAGUCUUGACUUGAGUGGGAAUAACUUCAGGAAAGGGGUCUCACUGUGGGAUGUAGGAGAAAGCAUACAGGAAAUACCAACUAAAGAGUUGAAAUUGGUCAACUGCAAAUUGAAUCGUCAUUUGGAUUCGUCAAUGUUUCAGAUGAUGUCAAGAUCGGACAUUGAAAUGCUCGAUCUUAGUAACAACAGCUGGGAACUGUGGCCAAGAGACACUUUGAAGCACCUUCCAUAUCUUAAAAACCUAACGAUCAACCACUGCCCUUAUUUCGCUUUCUUCGAAGCCGCAAAGGAAUUGGAAAAUGCUACAUACGUGUCACUAAGCUCAAAUGCGUUACUAAAAACACAGAUCAUAACGGAAAUUUGUAAAUCAUCUAAGAAGCUAGAGUAUCUAGACGUAAGCAGCAAUCAUUUCCAGUUCGAAACCAAGUUUAGAUCGAGGGUUUCUUCACUGAAAACAUUUGAUUUUUCUAACAACAACCAAAAAUCAAACAAGGCUAUGCGCAAAGUGCGUUAUAAUGAAAUAAUGCCCAACCUAGAAACUCUUAAACUCAGGAACAUCAAUGCAAACUGGGUUAACUAUAUGGAAGUAGGCGACAUAGUUCUGACAAACAUGUCCAAACUUGGAGAAUUAGAUCUGAGUUACAAUAGAAUUGGUAUCAACAGCUCAAGUAUAGGGAGCAACUUUAAAGGCUUGAAUCAGUUACACAAACUAAAUAUUUCAUAUAACAACAUAGCACACGUCUCCUUAGAUACUUUGAAUGCAUUCUUCCAUGAACUACCAACACUUAGAAUUGUAGAUCUGUCAUUCAACAAUAUACAACGUAUUCCAUAUAACCUCUUCAGCCGAAUGUCCAAUCUAACCAUACUUAUUCUUGAAGGAAAUCGUCUGACAUCUUUCUCUGAUAAAUACAUGAGGAACAACCUUCAUUUGACAGAGUUAUGGUUGCAGAGGAAUGCCUUAACUUGGAUAGACGCAAACAUUUUCACCCCAUUACAUUUAUCAAUUCUGGACAUAAGGCAAAAUGCUUUCUAUUGCAGUUGUGACCUCGUGAAUUUUAAAAGAUGGCUUAAUACCAAAAGUGAGGCCAUUACGGUACUAGGCGAAGAUCAAUCCUGCAAGACUCCUGACAUAUAUGAAGACACAUCCAUUAACAAGUUUGAAUUGCCAUGGCUCCAAUGUAACAAUCACCUGACCAUAAUGGUAUCAGCAUGGAUCGCUGCACCGGUUUUACUUGCGAGUAUCGUUGCUGUCAUCAUCUCGUACUUUCGUUGGGAUAUUAAAUACUGGUGGAUCCUUCGAAGAUCGCGAAAUUCCAGAAAGGGUUACACAGAGUUAUCUGGCUUAGGAGAUAACAUAUUCAAAUAUGAUGGCUUUGUUUCUUACAAUAGCGAUAAUGAAGAAUGGGUGACCGAACAACUCAUUCCAAAUAUGGAACAUUCUGAUGAUGACGUCAAUGUCAAAUUGUGUAUUGCGGAGCGUGACUUUACUCCAGGAGAAUUCAUUGCAGACAACAUCGUAAACUCAAUAAAUGAGAGUAGGAAACUCAUGUUUGUUAUAACAGAAGAGUUCAUCAAAAGUCAAUGGUGUGCAUUCGAGCUAGAAAUGGCGCAUUUGAGACAAUUCGAUGAAAAGAAAAACCUAAUCGUGCUCAUAUUUUUAGAUAAAAUACCGAAAAAGAAAUUACCAAGAAAGAUCCGUUUACUCAUGCGCCAUGUGACCUACGUUGAAUGGGACGAAAAAAACAAGCGUACUCAGAGUUUGGUUUGGAAGAAAUUGAAACUGAGCUUAUUGGACAAUCCGAUCGAUCUGACAUAUGGAGUUACCCCUUAAACGUAAAAUAUACGUGCAUCGACAUAAUAUA